This is a messenger RNA of Rhodofomes roseus, 1014 nucleotides long. RefSeq names its product chaperonin 10-like protein. The record is from RefSeq and is a predicted model, not a curated record. Gene Ontology annotation, molecular function: oxidoreductase activity. The coding region runs from base 1 to 1014 and encodes 337 amino acids. The transcript has 5 exons. NCBI's taxonomy places the organism in Eukaryota, Fungi, Basidiomycota, Agaricomycetes, Polyporales, Fomitopsidaceae.
AUGGCUCACCCGAAGAGUUACAAGGCCUACGGGUUCACCGAGAAGGGCGGACCACUCAAGCCUAUCACCUUCGACUGGCACGAUCCCGAGCAGGGCGAGGUCAUCGUCAAAGUCGUUGCAUGCGGUGUAUGCGCUAGUGACGAAGCCGCGAAGUACGCCGCCUUCCCCGGCAUCAAAUUUCCCAUAGUGCCCGGGCACGAGGUCGUCGGCGACGUCGUCGCCAUUCCACCGACUGAGAAGAAGUGGAAGAUCGGCCAGCGCGUCGGCAGCGGCUGGCACGGCGGCCACUGCCACACCUGCAGCCGUUGUUCGGUGGGCGACUUCGUCACCUGUGAGCAGCAAGACAUCAAUGGUAUCACGCGCCACGGUGCGUACGCAGAGUACGUUACGCUCCGCACGGAGGCGGUCGUCGCGCUCCCUGAGGGUAUCGACCCCGCUGAGGUCGCUCCGUUGAUGUGCGCCGGCGUGACCACCUUCAACUCGCUGCGCAACAUGUCCGGCAAGCCUCCACAAUACGUCGCCAUCCAGGGCAUCGGCGGCCUCGGCCACCUGGGCAUCCAGUUCGCGAAGGCGAUGGGCUUCCGCGUCGUCGCGCUCUCCUCGUCGCCCGCGAAGGCGGAGCUCGCGCGCGAGCUCGGCGCGGAGGUCUACAUCGACGGCUCGAAGGUGAACCAGGCGGAGGCGCUCCAGCAGCUCGGCGGCGCUGCCGUCAUCAUGUGCACGGCGCCGAACUCGGAGACCAUCCGCGGGCUCCUUCCCGGUCUCGCAGUCAACGGCGAGCUGCUCAUUCUCGCGAUCGCGGACGAGGCCAGCAUCCCGCUCAGUGCGCUGAUCCAGAAGCGCACGUCGAUUCGUGGGUGGCCGUCCGGCACCGCGGCGGACAGCGAGGACUGCGUCAAGUUUGCGCAGGCGAACGGCAUCCGGACGAUGGUGACGAAGUUCCCGCUCGAUAAGGCGCAGGAGGCGUACGACCACCGGAGCUCGGCGCGCUUCCGUGCGGUCAUCGUGCCGUGA